Messenger RNA from Lotus japonicus, 1832 nucleotides. RefSeq lists its product as uncharacterized. The record is from RefSeq and is a predicted model, not a curated record. Gene Ontology annotation, molecular function: catalytic activity. NCBI's taxonomy places the organism in Eukaryota, Viridiplantae, Streptophyta, Magnoliopsida, Fabales, Fabaceae. The transcript has 10 exons. Bases 79 to 1326 code for a protein of 415 amino acids.
CUCUCUCCCGUCCUCUCUCUCUCUCUCUCCCCCUUCAAUCCAUUUCCCACACACUCCGUCUCACGCGCCGCCGCUAAAAUGCCGUAUUGCGACGUCGGAACAACGCAGCACCACUCAUCACCUCCUUCCUCCUCCGCCGCCGUCGCACCCGCCGACGCCGUCAACCUCUACAAUGACCUGAAGAUAUAUUAUAGAACUUACGGUCGUGGUCCCACCAAAGUGCUCCUCAUCAUUGGAUUGGCAGCCACGCUUGAAGCAUGGGGCCCACAAAUCGAGGGGCUAACUGGCACCACCGUCCACAAUGACGACAACGACGACGCCGUUUCGAGCGGAAAUGACAAUGAUUCCGAUGGUGGUGGAAUCGAGGUUUGCGCGUUUGAUAAUCGGGGCGUGGGUCGGAGCUCCGUGCCGGCCGGAAAGUCCAAUUACUCAACCAAGAUCAUGGCCAAGGAUGCGGUUGCUUUGUUAGAUCAUCUGGGUUGGAAAAAAGCCCAUGUUUUUGGGCACUCAAUGGGAGCUAUGAUAGCUUGUAAAGUAGCAGCAAUGGUUCCUGAUAGAGUCCUCUCAUUGGCAUUGCUCAAUGUAACAGGUGGAGGUUUUCAAUGUUUUCCAAAGUUUGACCGGCGAACAUUCUCCGUUGCUUACCGUUUCUUGAAAGCAAAGACUCCUGAACAAAGGGCAGAAGUUGACUUGGACACCCACUACUCACAGGAAUAUCUUGAGGAAUAUGUUGGAACUGUUAAGAGGAGAACGAUAUUAUAUCAGCAAUAUGUUAAAGGUAUAUCAAAUUCUGGGAUGCAAUCUAAUUAUGGUUUUGACGGUCAACUCAACGCAUGUUGGACACAUAAAGUGACUCAAACAGAGAUUGAGAGGAUCAAAUCAGCAGGUUUUCUUGUUUCAGUCAUUCAUGGCAGGUAUGAUAUAAUUGCUCAGAUGUACUAUGCACAAAGACUUGCUCAGAGGCUUUAUCCAGCAGCUCGACUGGUAGAUCUUCAUGGAGGCCACUUAGUGAGUCAUGAGCGGCCUGAAGAGGUUAAUCAAGCACUGUUCGACUUGCUCAAGGCAUCAAAAGGGAAGUCGGAUCCACAUGAUUGGACUAAUUUGUCAAAUGCAGAGUCUUGGUGGAGAGGCAAAAGGUUGUCUUUUGUCAGAAACAUCCAGGGGGGAAGCAACGUCUCCCUUAACUGCAGAUUAGAAAACCUGCAUCUCUUCCUAUUAUACUUAUUUGGUCUCAUUGUUAUGGCAUUUGAAUAUGGAAGAAAGCUUCUAGGAAGCUUCAAACCAGUUCGAGUUGGAAGUUCCUCCUCGUACAUUGAAAGUCAAUAACUCCCUCCCAAGUUAUUUCCUACACACUUAUUGCAGGUGGGUGAUAUGUAACCUUGUAAACCCUAAUGGGAGAGAUCACAGCACUUCUUCAGCAAUAUGAGGCUCACGUAUACGGCAAUUUUGAUUCAUUUCUCUCAUGAGAAGGAGGGUUUCUCUCAAGCGGGCGAAAAGCAAGAGAGGAUCCUUCAUUUGUGCUCACGCACGACCCUAACAUAUCCCUUCAUUGACAACAUGAAUUCCAUGUGCUUUGUGUAGUCAAUAAUUUAUACAAGCAAAAAAGACUAAGAGGAUUGCGGACUACAAUGUACAUUUAAUAUUGGAAAAUGAUACGUGAACAUCAUCUGCAUUCUGCAUAGUGCAAAUACUUACAUACACAAAAGAAAAUGAAAAGGUAAUAUAUGAUGUAACGUGAUAAGAAACAAAGAUAUAAGAGAAAAAUUGACUAUAUGUGGGGUGUUUAACUAUUUGGGUGUCAUGAUUACUGAUUUUUGUUACAACUCUGAAAA